AUGGACAGUUCACAUCGAAAGGGACCGAUUACGCAGGUGAAUAAUGUUAUCAGCGCUUCCGUAAAAUUAUGCAUUAAUAUCACUUUUGUUUCGUUUCUAUUAGAGGAAGAAGUAGUAUCGCACCUGUGGGUACAGCUACUGAUUCACACCAAUGUUUACUUUUACGGCGUUUGGCUAGUAGUGGCAGUAAUAUUUCUUAACCAUGAGUUCGCUACCAUUAGCGGUAUAGAGAAGAUUCUGUCCAUCCUUUCACUAGUAGUUGCAAUACCACUGGAAGUCAUCCGGCUGUACCUUGGCCACACGGGAAAUCUGAUGAGUGCGAUACCGAAUUUCGCCGGAUUCCUUAUACUGUCACUACUGAUUCAACUGCCACUGCAGAUUUAUCUGUUGCUGGCCACGCACACCAUUCAUCAUACGGUGGCAACGGUGGUACAGUCUAUCACGAUCGCGCUGCUCGUGCUGCAGAUCAUCGUUGGCAUACCGGCAAUGCGGAAACUGUCCGCCUUUCGCAGAAAACAAUUUCAAAUACAACGCUGGCAAUACAUCGGUAGGCGAACCGGGGAGAAAGAAGUAAAGUGA
Molecule: messenger RNA, 579 nt
Organism: Anopheles marshallii
Lineage: Eukaryota; Metazoa; Arthropoda; Insecta; Diptera; Culicidae
Product: transmembrane protein 17-like
Exons: 3
Coding region: 1-579 (192 amino acids)
Biological process (GO): non-motile cilium assembly
Cellular component (GO): ciliary transition zone
Source: RefSeq, a predicted model, not a curated record